CAUACGGCCAGGAUGUACGGCCGAAGACAUAAAGAGGAAGAUAAAUGGCCUCCGUACUAGCUACUCGUACGAAAAAGCAAAAGUACGUAUUGACAUAUUCAUUUAUAUUUAUUUAUGCAAGUUAAGUUUACAUGUCAUACAAAUGAUUAGCAUUAAUUUGUUCACUGCAGCGACUUGAAGCAUACAAUAAUGUUUACGUAACCUACAAGUAGUUAAAUUAUUUUCAUUAUUAAUAUUGCAGAUGAAUAAAAGCAAAAGUGGAGCCAGUGCGCAGGCGGUGUACACACCACAAGUGUACUGGUUUCAAAUGCUGAAAUUUCUAGACCAGUCUACAGAGGCCGACGAAAGUAUGUGCAAUUUGGAGAGCACGGAUAGUGAAGCUGGAAGUGAACGUGCGACACCGACACCGACGUUUGAGGAUAUGUUAGCGCAAGACAUGCAAGAGCCUGUCGCAUGUAGCGAGGCACAGCCACAGCCCCUGCGUCAAGAGCGGCCUCCCACUAAAAGGAGGAAAGUCACGCCAGACGUGGCAACUAACGUCAUGCAGGAGGCCAGCAGGACACUUCAGGCUAUGGCUGAUGCUGCCAGAACCAUGCCUGUCCAUGAUGACCGCUAUAGUACCCUUGGCGCCCACAUCGCAGCAGAUCUGCGUGAAAUGGAAAGAGUGGGCGGCAGGGGAUACACCACUGCCACUAUGCACAGUCUGCAGCGGACAUUAAUGGACAGGUGGGAUUUGCUGCAUGCGACAGUCCGUGCACAACCGUCCACCUCUGGAUAUAUCCAGGUUGCCUUGCAGCAGGCUGGAAUACAGGAUGAAGAUUCCCUUCCAUAAAUAUAUAUGUGUCUAUAAAUUUUGUAUCUCUCCAAUCUUCUUAAUCUAUUUUUAUAAUCAGGGUGCCUCACAUUGUAAAGUGUCUCAUCCGCUUCAUACAU
Molecule: messenger RNA, 933 nt
Organism: Schistocerca americana (American grasshopper)
Lineage: Eukaryota; Metazoa; Arthropoda; Insecta; Orthoptera; Acrididae
Exons: 2
Coding region: 242-832 (196 amino acids)
Source: RefSeq, a predicted model, not a curated record